AUGGCUUGCCUGAAAUCACUAACAAGCAACACUAACCAGCCUUAUAGAAAAGUACAUUCCUUCACAGAAGAGGUCUCCAUUGCUCGGAUGAGACAAAUACACUGUAAUUGUUUAAGUGGAAAAUCCUACAUUUCACCCUUCAUUUCUUAUCAAAGCAAAUCGGACAAGGUUCCCUUACUGCCGUUUUUGAAACCAGCUAAAAGCAGCAGGGAUCUGUUUGGCUGUGAAAGUUGCUAUCAAGAUAUAAACACGGACAGUAGGUUACAGAACUUGAAGAAUUCUGUAAACAUAGCUUCAACAAAUAUGCCAGUAGCUGUAGACACCAAUUUCAUUCUUUCUGCUUUUGCUGCUUUAGCUGUUAAUGAAAUGCCUGUCUGCGUUCAGCAAAGUUCAUUGGACAAAACUACAACUUUGCAGCAUGUGAAUCCUCCAGUCUUAGAAAAUAUUAGCAAGCAGGCUAGUGCUACAACAAAUAAUACUACAUGUAACAUUGUUUUUUCAAAAGAAACAUUGCAGGACAGCAGUACAGAAACACAUGUAGCAUCAUCCUCCGCUGGAGAAAAUAACAUCACAUGUUGUUCGGAUUUAAAUGUUACUGUGGAAAGCAUUCAGUCAGUAGAAAUGCCUUCAAGUUAUCAAUGUUCUUCUGACUUGUCUGUUGACAAGAGUUGCUUUAACAAAAGUAGUUGCAGCAGUUCUAAAACACAGAAUUGUCAGAAAAUCAUGCAAUCUAAACCUACACUGUGUGACAGUAAUGUGCAGUCUCCCUUAAAAUCUAUUGUAAAUCUGAUGUCAGUUUUGUCGGCACCAAGAAAGACUGUCAAGAAAGGACGCCCUUCUUCUAGAAAACAAAAGAAGCGUCAAAGAGAAAAGCAAAAACGUGGAUUACAGCCCUUGCAGGCAGAAAAACCAGUUGCCUCCACUCACACUGGAUGUGACACGCAGCAAAAUCUUCAUUCUCAAAACACAGAAUUGAUGUUUAAACAUAGCAGUAAAAUGGAUGUUGCCUCAAAUUCAUCUUCUAAUCCUCAGUGUAAAGCUGCCAAUGGAGUUUUAAAACCAGAGUGCCCAUUAACACAUUUUUUUGUUAGACUCAUGUCAUGUUCAGAAGAUGAGAACAGUGUUGAAGAUGAUGAUGAUGAUGAUGAUGAUGAUGGUCAAUGCAAAACUGAUGUCUCUAUAAACAAACACAAAGAAAUGCCUUGUCCACCCAUAACAGGUUUUGACUUUGGUUGUGCCUUAGAUUUAGACACUAUCUUUAAGAAAACCAUUCCUCUAGGUCCUGUCAGUGCAGAAAAGAAAAAAGAUGGAUCCCAAAAGAACACAUGCCAGAAAUUGUCGGAGCGUGACCAUUUUGAAAAAAGUAGCACUGUUUCUACUUCACCAGUUUCAAAGGAUGUUGAGUCUUGUUUCUUCACCCCGGCUCUAUCGUUAGACAUUUUAUUCUGCAAGAAGCCUGCUUCAGUCAGUCAGGCAGGAAGAGACCAGCAUGAAACUACAGUUGACUUUCCUGAUAAUGUUCCUUCCGAUGACAGUGUUGACCCUCUACCCGCUGGUAACGAGGCAGACUCUAAAACUCUUGAGAAAAUUAAUGCACUGUGGAAUGAAAACUAUCCAACGGCUGACUACCGAAGUUGUUCCUCUGUCUCAACAGAUGAAAUAAAAUACCCAGCGAUUAAGGUUCAUUUUGCAGCAGAGCCUGAUUUCUUGACAGUUCAUAUUGUUGGCACCGAAGAUCGUAAUGGUAACUGGCAUCACAUAAUCAGAGAACGAGAACAUUUUGAAAGGCGUAUACAAGAGUUGGAACAAAUUCUCUCCCCCUUCCUGGAGACCAGUCACAGAGCCAAAGUCCUCAAGCAAAGGAAGGGCCAAGAACAGCAGUGA
Molecule: messenger RNA, 1884 nt
Organism: Candidula unifasciata
Lineage: Eukaryota; Metazoa; Mollusca; Gastropoda; Stylommatophora; Geomitridae
Source: the annotation of a GenBank genome assembly